This is a messenger RNA of Trichechus manatus latirostris (Florida manatee), 3342 nucleotides long. Its product is annotated as zinc finger protein 699-like. The transcript has 5 exons. The record is from RefSeq and is a predicted model, not a curated record. Gene Ontology annotation, molecular function: RNA polymerase II cis-regulatory region sequence-specific DNA binding; DNA-binding transcription factor activity, RNA polymerase II-specific. Gene Ontology annotation, biological process: regulation of transcription by RNA polymerase II. The coding region runs from base 236 to 1504 and encodes 422 amino acids. NCBI's taxonomy places the organism in Eukaryota, Metazoa, Chordata, Mammalia, Sirenia, Trichechidae.
AGGUGUGGCACAGGGAGAGUUACUCCAGCCUAGGCAGCUGUGGACCGAGGGCAACCUUACACAUCCCUGCAAUCAGAAGUAAGGAUUUAGCUGCUCUGACUGGUGUGUGGACAAAACAUUCAUCUGCCUCCAGGCUGCCUAGUGGCUCUGCUUCCCCUGCCAUUCCUCUACUUGAAGUGGCUUCCUGGGCUUAGAGAGCACAUUCACUUAGACUUUCAGAAGCUGAAGCCAGGAAAUGGACUCAGUGGUUGAGGAUGUGGCUGCGGACUUUACACAGGAAGAGUGGGCAUUGCUGGAUCAUUCUCAGAGGCAACUCUACAGAGAUGUGAUGAUGGAAAUCUUCAGAAGCCUGGCCUCAGUAGCUUCUCAGAACCUUAUUGACGGAGACAAGCUAUCCACUGAAAAUAUAAUAGUACGAUUCAUGAAAAAUGACACAUGGUCCUCGAUGGUAGGAGAAAUCUGUGAAUUGCCUGGCACUCAAGAUCAGAAUAACAUCCAGAAAACACAUGUGAGUAACAAGUUUGUGUCCAACAUCAUGUUGCCUAUUUUUAACAGGAGGCAUAUGUUAGAGAACCUCUGUGAAAGUAAUGAAGACAAUCAUUGUGGACAGACCUUCAGCCAGAUUCCAAAUGUUUCUGUACUCAAAAGAACUCCUAUGGAAGCAUAUCCUUCUGAAUGCCUUGAAUGUGGAAAAUUCUUGAUGGAUCAUUUAUCACUUAAGCAUCAUAUCAAACGUCAGUCUGGAUACAGUGCCUAUCAGUGUAAGCAAUGUGGAGAAGUCUGCAGUUGUCCCUCUUACCUCAGCACUGCAGUGAGAACUCUUACUGGACAGAAAUUUUAUGAAUGUAAAAAAUGUGGCAAAGCCUUUAGUCAGUCCUCACAACUCACUUCACAUAUAAGAACUCACAGUGGUGAGAGGACUUAUGAAUGUAAGGUUUGUACCAAAGCCGUUAGUAACUCUGCAAACCUCACUUCACCUAUAAGAACUCAUAGUGGUGAGAGGCCUUAUGAAUGUAAGGAAUGUGGGAAAGCCUUUAGUCGCUCCUCACACCUCACUUCACAUGUAAGAACUCACAGUGGUGAGAGGCCUUAUGAAUGUAAGGAAUGUGGCAAAGUCUUUCGUCGGUCCUCAUCUCUCACUUCACAUAUGAGAACUCACAGUGGUGAGAGGCCUUAUGAAUGUAAGGAAUGUGGCAAAACCUUUUGUUACUCAAACUACACUAUACAUAUAAGAACUCACAGUGGUGAGAGGCCUUAUGAAUGUAAGGAAUGUGGCAAAGCCUAUAGUCACUCCUCACACCUCAGUGCACAUAUGAGAACUCACUGUGGAGAAAGACCUUACAAAUGUAUGGAAUGUGGCAACGCCCUUUGUUACUCUUCAGACCACACUAAACAUAUGGGAACUCACAGUGGUGAGAGGCCUUAUGAAUGUAAGCAAUGUGGCAAAGCCUUUCGUUGGUCCUCGCACUUCACUGCACAUAUAAGAAUUCACAGUGGUGAGUGACCUUAUGAAUGUAAGGAAUGCAGCAAAGCCUUUCGUCAGUUCUUACAGCUCACUAGACAUCUAAGAAUUCACAGUGGAGAGAGGCCUUAGGUAAGGAAUGUGGGAAAGCCUUUAGUUAUUAUCUCUCACUGAAUACAUAAGAAGUCACCCUGGAGAGAAAUAUGUUAAAUAUAUGGAAUGUGGGAAAUUUUGUUGUGAUUCUUCAAACCUCAGUAAUCAUAUAAAAAUUCAUGGCUUAGAGAUGCUUUAUAAAUGUAAGCAGUUUGUCCAUGUAAAUGAAUUAUGAUGAAGAAACAACCAAUGGUUAAUUGCAGCCAUUCACUUCACCCUUUAAGUUCCUACAAAUAAAGGUCAGUUUCCUAGCAGAAUAGCCCAGAUCUUCAUUGUCCCUCAAAACAAAUGAAAAUUUCUCCGGUUGUCCAUAAAUUAUCUGACUGUUAGGUUUUUUGAAGUUAGGAUCCAAACCAUAUUUCCACAUUACUUUUUUGUUUCUAGAUUUGCUUAAUCUGUCCUACACAGAACAUUCUUCUGCUUUUCUUGUAAAUGUUAAAAUGUUCAGCAUUCUGAAUACAGUCAAACCUGUGACAGCUAGCACCCGUGUUAAGUCAGAAACCAGUCAGAGAAGAAAAACUCAGUGGGUGUUUAUGAUGUAGGAUUCUUAAUAGAGAGCAAAAGGAAAAUGAUAAGCACCCAGUAAAAGGUGGAAAAUACGCAAGACCUGGUAAAACAAGUCACUCCCAUUGCAUUCCGGCUCUCACAGGUUUUACUGUAUUUGUGUUAUGAUUUUGUUUAGUCUUAUGUAUUUUUUGUAAUACAGACAUUGAGUCUUGCACAGUUCUAAUAGAAAUGUAAUGCACGUAAAAGAUGUAAUUUAAAAUAUUUUAGCCAUAUUAGACACAUAAAAAUGUAAAUGUGAAAUUUUUAAUGAAAAAUCUUAUUUAACCCAAUAUGUCUAUUUAUUAUCAAGGUAAAAAUUACAAAUGAAAUUAAGCAAUAUGAAUUUAUUUAUAUUUUAUAUUUCCUUUUUUUGUACUCCAUCUUCUAGAAUUCAGAAGCAGCACGUUUCAUAAACAUUAUUGUUGAAAAGUAGACUCACAAUUCCAGGUUACUCCAAGCAUACUUUUCCAAUAAUUGAAUCAAGUUUAUUGUUAUAUUUAAAUUAAUAAAAAAUAGAAUUUAUUCAGUUUCUUAGUUUUACCAACCAGAUAGAUUGUUGAUACAACCUUAUUAGUGUUUUAAUGCAAAAGAAGUCCCUGGAUUACUUUGUACUUCCUGUUCCAGAUCUGGAAUCAACAUUUUCUCCCCAAACCUCUGGUUCCUUUUAAAAACCAAGGUGUGUGAAAUACAUGGGCUCGGUGUUAAACCAAAACCUGUUACCACUGAGUCAGUUUUGUCUCUGCCUUUCAGUGAGCAUAAAAAAUACAUUAUUUCUUACAUCGUAAAUUCAUGCUUAUUCCUAAUAACAAAUUUAAGGUUAUGUAAGUAUAUAAAUAAAUAUGUAAGUGUAUAAAUUAUAUACGUAUACAUGUAAGAAAUGGUGCCGGACAAUGUUAAAUAUGCAAAAGUGUGCUGGACAGUGUUAAAUAGGGAAACUAGACUUUAUUCAGCCUGUUGCAAUAGGAAAGAGUCUUCAGGAUAAGUCUGAAUUCAGCUCCAAAGGGUAAGGUGUGGUAAGAGUUUUUUUAUGAGUUCUGGGUAUUAUGGGGCACUGGAAACUUACUAGUUUGAACUUAGCAAGCAAAAACAUGGCAGGAAGAUGGGUUUCAAGCAAGAAUUAUAAUGGUUUUCAGAAAUGUUUGCUCACGGCUGAUUUAUUAGGCUAAAGCAAGGAAGAGUCA